This is a messenger RNA of Daldinia caldariorum, 1488 nucleotides long. Its product is annotated as SAICAR synthetase. The transcript has a single exon. NCBI's taxonomy places the organism in Eukaryota, Fungi, Ascomycota, Sordariomycetes, Xylariales, Hypoxylaceae. Gene Ontology annotation, molecular function: phosphoribosylaminoimidazolesuccinocarboxamide synthase activity. Gene Ontology annotation, cellular component: cytoplasm. Bases 418 to 1344 code for a protein of 308 amino acids. The record is from RefSeq and is a predicted model, not a curated record. Gene Ontology annotation, biological process: 'de novo' IMP biosynthetic process.
UUUUCAUUGAACAACUUAUUUUUUUCAAUAUCAAAAUGAGCCUGUUUUCAUACUCCAAAAAAUCGCAUAAUGAAAUUCAGUUUCGAAUUUUAUAUUUGAUCAAUGAAUGAGAUUAGAUACUCACACAAUAUAUUCGACUGUACGGAAUACUCAAAGUGAGUUUGGUGAAAGACGCCGGUUUGCUCCGAUCUAAAAAAAACUUCAUCUGGGGUAACGAGCGAAAACAGCGCACCAAUCAAUUCGCUCAUUUUAUCGACUUACAAGAUUCAAAAGUCAACCACCACAUCAUCAUACGUUAAACCGUUAAGAGGCGCAUCGCCAAUUUCAGAAUCUUUAGAUAUAAUUCUAAGGAACUGAAAUUUGCGCAAAAGGAAAGAAAGAGAUAUAUAGAAAAAAAAAAGAGAGAAGCAAGCAAAUAUGGCUUCCAACAACGUCCUCACAGAAGUGACUCUGACGUCACUCCCCAAGCUCGCCACGGGCAAGGUCCGCGACCUGUACAGCGUCGACGACCAGACGCUGCUGUUCGUCACGACGGACCGCAUCUCGGCGUACGACGUGGUCAUGAAGAACGGCGUGCCGAACAAGGGCGCCCUUCUGACCCUGCAGUCCGUCCACUGGUUCAACGUGCUGUCGGACAAGGUCCCCGGGCUCAAGACGCACUUCCUGAGCACGGCCGUCCCCGCCCCCGUCUCCGCCGCCGAAGCCCAGGUCAUCCGCAACCGCAGCAUGCAGGUCCGCAAGCUCAAGGUGUUCCCCGUCGAGGCCAUCGUGCGCGGGUACAUCACGGGCAGCGCGUGGAAGGAGUACAAGGCCCGCGGCACCGUGCACGGGACCCCGCUGCCCCCCGGCCUGCGCGAGUGCGACGCCAUCCCCGGCGGGCCCAUCUACACGCCGAGCACGAAGGCGCCGCUGGGCCAGCACGACGAGAACAUCUCGCGGGAGCAGGCGGCCGCGAUUGUCGGGGACAAGUACGCCGCGCGCAUCGAGGACCUGGCGCUGCGGAUCUUCCGCGCGGGCCAGGAGUACGCGGCGGAGCGCGGCAUCAUCAUCGCCGACACCAAGUUCGAGUUCGGGCUCGACGAGGCCGCGGACGAGGUCGUGCUCGUCGACGAGGUGCUCACCUCGGACUCCUCCCGCAUGUGGCCCAAGGACAAGUACGAGCCCGGACGCGACCAGGAGAGCUUCGAUAAGCAGUUCCUCAGGAACUGGCUGACGGAGAACGGGCUUAAGGGGAAGGAAGACGUGGAGGUCCCCGAGGACGUGAUUAGGGCUACGGCAGAGAGGUACGGCGAGGUAUUCAGGAGGUUAACGGGGAAGACGCUGGAGGAGGCUCUGCAGGGCUAGGGAGGCGUGACAGGCUAAGGAAUAAGCGUAAGAGAUUCUUCUCAGGUAGACAUCUAGGUAGACAGUGAGCUGAGCUAGACGGGUGCAUUGUCUGCAUCGAGGUCAAAUCAAAUUCAAAAAAAAAAAAAAAAUAGCCAUGAGAAA